AUGUUCGAUUAUUGUGCAACAGAUGAACACUGCAAAUUCUUCCCUUGUGAUGAACCGAAGUUUUGCGAGAAAGGUCUCGUUUUGAAAAAACUUCCUUGUAAAUGUUGUCGUGAAUGUGUACCAGAAGAUUGCGAAGUGGACUGUUCAGAACGACUGUGCCUUAAGCCGAAAUGUCCAAGAGGUCAGGUUCCUACUAAGGUCGAUUGCAAAUGCUGUCCACGGUGUGCUCGAGCUGAAUACUUACCAGACUGCAAUGUAGAAGACUGUCCUGAGCUUACUUGCAAGCAUAAUGAAAUGAAGAUUGAUGCACCAUGUAGAUGCUGUCAAAUCUUCUUCACUUUCCUCAAUAUUUCGUAUGUAUUUGCUGCAAAUCCAAACUGUACACAAAUUCCUGAAUAUUGCCCAACUGACGAAGAAUGCACCAGGGUAGACUGCUUUGAGCCCGAGACUUGUGGGAAAGGCUUAGUUCUGAAAAAAUUUCCAUGCAAAUGUUGUCGAGAAUGUGUGCCAGAAGACUGCGAAGUGAACUGUGCUGCGGUACAAUGUCUCAAGCCGAAGUGUCCCAGAGGCCAAAUUCCUACAACAUUUCGCUGCAGGUGCUGUCCUCGCUGCGCUCCUGCUGAAUACGAACCAUACUGCGAUGAAGUAAGAUGUCGUGCUAUUUCUUGUAGACCUAAUGAAGUUAGUAUUUCGUAUGUAUUUGCUGCAAAUCCUAACUGUACACAAAUUCCUGAAUAUUGCCCAACUGACGAAGAAUGCACCAGGGUAGACUGCUUUGAGCCAGAGACUUGUGGGAAAGGCUUAGUUCUGAAAAAACUUCCAUGCAGAUGUUGUCGUGAAUGUGUGCCAGUGAACUGCGAAGUGAACUGUGCUGCAGUCCAAUGUCUCAAACCGACGUGUCCCAGAGGCCAAAUUCCUACAACAUUUCGCUGCAGGUGCUGUCCCCGCUGUGCUCCAGCUGAGUAUGAACCUUUCUGCGAUGGAGUAAGAUGUCUUGCUGUGGCUUGUAGACCUAAUGAAGUUAGUCCAGAUGGAAGAAGGUCUAUAAGACGGCCUACAAAAAGGUGGAAAGAUGCAGUCAAAGAAUAUCUAGAGAAGGGACUUAGUGGCACAGGACCGACAAACAUGGAAGCAAAACUGCCAAUCAGUUGUCCACUUGCAUGUUUAGAAGAUUGCCCAGUUCCAGAACAAUGCCAGCCUGGAUAUGUCCUAAAAAGAUUUCCUUGUAGCUGUUGUCCUAAAUGCGUACCGAAAUGUGAAAUUAACUGUACUAAAGCAAUAUGUCCUCAACGCAGAUGUGCACGAGGAUACAUACUUAAAAAGGAUCCUUCUUUGCUCCCGUGUCCAAAAAGACCAUGCUUAGUAGCGUGUCCAGUUCCACCACAAUGCCAGCCUGGAUAUACCCUAAGAAGAUUGCCUUGUAGCUGUUGUCCUACAUGCGAACCGAAAUGUAAAGUUAAUUGUACUCAGGCAGUAUGCCCUAGAUGCAUGUGUGAACCAGGACAAAUACUAAAAAAGGAUCCUUCUAAAUUGCCAAUCAAUUGUCCGCCAAUUGCAUGUGUAGUAGACUGCUUAGAACCAGAAUCAUGCCAGCCUGGAUAUGUCCUAAGAAGAUUGCCUUGUAGCUGUUGUCCUAUAUGCGUACCGAAAUGUGAAAUUAACUGUACUCAGGCAGUAUGUCCUCAACGCAGAUGUGCACCAGGAUACAUACUUAAAAAGGCUCCUUGUAAGUGUUGCCCAGAGUGUGUCAGGUUGUUAAGGUCCUAG
Messenger RNA from Diabrotica virgifera virgifera (western corn rootworm), 1767 nucleotides. RefSeq lists its product as uncharacterized. The transcript has 7 exons. Bases 1 to 1767 code for a protein of 588 amino acids. The record is from RefSeq and is a predicted model, not a curated record. NCBI's taxonomy places the organism in Eukaryota, Metazoa, Arthropoda, Insecta, Coleoptera, Chrysomelidae.